CUCGUCAAGGAUUACGAUUGCUCGAUUCAAUAUCAUUCGGGAAAGGCGAACGUCGUUGCUGACGCCCUAAGUCGAAAGGUGAGGGGUGACUUGACGUACGUCGUUACUCAGAAGAGUCAGUUGAUUCAGGAGUUUGCCCGGAUGCAGCUUCAGGCGAUCGAUGCACUUCCCACAGCCAUUUCGAGGAGU
Striga hermonthica is the source of this 189-nucleotide messenger RNA. Lineage: Eukaryota; Viridiplantae; Streptophyta; Magnoliopsida; Lamiales; Orobanchaceae. The record is from the annotation of a GenBank genome assembly.